This is a messenger RNA of Chlamydomonas reinhardtii, 1803 nucleotides long. RefSeq lists its product as uncharacterized. Lineage: Eukaryota; Viridiplantae; Chlorophyta; Chlorophyceae; Chlamydomonadales; Chlamydomonadaceae. Gene Ontology annotation, molecular function: mRNA binding. Bases 402 to 1067 code for a protein of 221 amino acids. Gene Ontology annotation, cellular component: nucleus; cytoplasm. The transcript is spliced from 5 exons. The record is from RefSeq and is a predicted model, not a curated record.
ACAUGCCACAAUUUCUUUGUCCCGCGCAAAUCCACCUUGUCACCAAACCGAGGAAGCGGGCGGCGCUACUGUCUCCUUGACAUAUUUAUCACGGGAUGAGUCGUUCAACUGGUGAACGCGCUCAAAGCAGCUCUUCCCCGAUAAAGUUGCGUGGGAUACCCAAGCAAAUCAUUGCCGCGGAGGCCCGAGGCGCCUCCUGCAUCUGCUCAAUGGGUUCAGUAUACAUCCAAGUACACCACCAGCUAGCAUGCGCCUGCCCCGCCGACGACGUACGGUCCCCGGCGAUUGGCUCGAUGAGGGCUUGAACUCCUCGGGUGCCCUCCUUUCCGGUCCUAUUUGCUGUUUCGGUGGGAUACAUUAGGAAGGAGUUGUUUGUGGAGGAGGCCGCUCAAAUAGACACAAUGGAGGACCAGUCGACUAUCCGUCUGGGCAAGCGCUGCUUCGUGGGCAACCUUGCCUGGAAGACCUCGUGGCAGGACCUGAAGGACAAGUUCCGGGAGUGCGGCAAUGUCGUCUACACGAACGUCAUGCGCGACGACGACGGCCGCUCGAAGGGCUGGGGUAUCGUGGAGUUUGAGAGCCCCGAGGAGGCUCUGCACGCUAUCCAGACCCUGAACGGCGCUGAGCUGGGUGGCCGCCGCAUUCUGGUGCGCGAGGACCGCGAGGACCGCGACGUGAAGCAGGCUGACGGUGCCCCUGGCGCUCCCGCCGAGCGUGCUCCUCGCCCCGCCCGCGGUGCUGGCCGCGGCGCUGCGAACGGUGGUCGCGGUGCCGGCCGCGGUGGCCGCGGCGCUGGUGCUCCCGAGGCGACUGGCGAGUCCAGCGGGCUGCAGGUUGUGGUCCAGGGCAUCCCGUGGGCUUACACCUGGCGCGAGCUGAAGGACAUGUUUGCCGAGGUUGGCGGCGUGGACCGGGCAGACGUGGUGACCGGCUACGACGGCCGCAGCCGGGGCUACGGCACCGUCAAGUUCACGACCAAGGAGGCUGCCGAGGCCGCCGUGGCCCGCUACCACGAGAGCGAGCUCGAAGGCCGCCGCCUGGCGGUCUUCAUUGACCGCUACCAGUAAGCCAGUGGCGUGCGCUUGAGCCGCACACCCAGCGUGCGGAUGUGUGACCGCUGUGCGUUAGUCGGCUGGUCGCGGUGAAGGGCGUAGGUCUGAUGGUGGAGCCCACCGCCAAGCCGAGCAAGGAGAAGGGAUUCUUGACGCUCGAAACGUGCGGCUGUGCAUAAGUCCGGACCGGUGUCUAAGGUGCCUGUGAUUGGUAUAUGUGGCAAGGAACGGGCGCGGGAAAGAUUCGCGGCAAGAAUGACCAGGGACGCAUCUUGCUGGCUGGGCGAAUUGGCCCUGCUGUGGGCCGGCCCCUGCUGCAAGGUUUGAGUGCAGGUGUAUUAGGCUCCCGUUGUGAGGCCACACUGAGAUGCAAACCCUACAUAGCAAUCUCGGAGGGCGGUCCACUGAUACUGUGGCCACCCCGUCAGUUUACUACGCGGUGUAAAUGGAACUGUUUUUUUGAGGUUGCGACACAGGAUUCGGGAUUUCAGGGUGGUGGCGCGCGCUGUCCGCUGUCCCCUGAGGCUGAUCCUGGAGGUUCCAUAUGUUGAUGGGCCUCAAGAGUGCGUGGCAUGAGGCAGGUGGUGUGGUGUUCAGGCGUUUUCGGACCCGUCCUUUCGAACGUCUCCGACGGACCUUCGACUCCCAAAGAUUCAAACGAAGGAACCGCGGCUGUGCAUGCACUCGGGGUAUCCUCGACGUGUCGUUGAGGAUAUGAGGUAGGAACAGGGUGUAAGAAAUCACGUCCCCG